Xenopus laevis (African clawed frog) is the source of this 1253-nucleotide messenger RNA. It is a transcript of the gene nme6.S, whose product is annotated as NME/NM23 nucleoside diphosphate kinase 6 S homeolog. The record is from RefSeq and is a predicted model, not a curated record. Gene Ontology annotation, molecular function: nucleoside diphosphate kinase activity. NCBI's taxonomy places the organism in Eukaryota, Metazoa, Chordata, Amphibia, Anura, Pipidae. Gene Ontology annotation, biological process: negative regulation of cell growth; negative regulation of mitotic nuclear division; GTP biosynthetic process. Gene Ontology annotation, cellular component: mitochondrion.
UUCCGCGCUUCUUACCGCGCUCAACAAUGAGCGUCGGGGGUCAAUUAAGGCAGAAAGCGGUGAGCGUUACUAUGGCUACAUGAACCACGUGCGGAUGUGAUCUCUUGUGCAAUCAUGUCGUCGUGUCGCUGGGUUCGACCCCUUCAGCUCACAUUAGCGUUGAUUAAACCUGAUGCAGUAGCCCAUCCAGUCAUUUCUGAGGCAGUACAUGAAAAGAUUUUGGAAAACAACUUUCUAAUAGUUAAACGUAAAGAGCUUCAGUGGAGAUCUACAGAUUCUCAGAGGUUCUAUUGUGAGCAUACAGGACGAUUUUUCUAUCAACGACUAGUGGAGUUUAUGUCAAGUGGACCCAUGCAGGCAUAUAUUCUGGCACAUGAAGAUGCCAUUCAGUUAUGGAGGAACUUAAUGGGUCCAACCAAAGUGUUCAGAGCACGGAUUGUGGCUCCUGAAACUGUGCGGGGUAAUCUGGGACUGACUGAUACCCGGAAUACUACACAUGGGUCUGAUUCUGUUGAAUCGGCACAACGUGAAAUCACUUUUUUCAACACAAGCAAUUGGUAUGAGAAGCAAGAAUCUCGCUACAGAACGGGGCCAGUAUACUAUGAUGAAGAACAAUUAGAACAUCGGCUUGUAGAGGAGUGAAGGGGAGUACAAGGAAAACUGUGUUUUAUUUUUUGUCUGCGGCAUCAUGUCACAUUUAAUAGUGUGUGUGUCAGGAUCAGCUGGAUUUCAAACUCUAGGGUGUUUGUUCCAGGAACUAUGCACUUUCCAGUUGAGCCACUGGAGGAUCUCAUGGCUGCUUCUGAUCAGUCCUAUUUUCAUAUUCAUUGUGUUUUGUCUACUCUCUUGUUUCCGCCCACCUCAUUAGUCUCAUGUGUUCUUCAUCCCCCUAAUUCGAACCCCUUAUAAACCUGUCCCUGACCAUAGCUCCUUGCUUCGUCAUUUUGCACCCUAGCCCUGAUCUUGCUGUUCUGUGCCUUGAUUCCUGUUCCUUGUUACCUGUUCCUGGAUUCCUGUUCUCAAGACCCUCCCGUGUUCCUGUUUCUGAAUUUUGCUUACCUGUCUUGUUGGAUUUCCCGGUUGUGACCUUGGCCUGAUUACUGGACUCUGUUUGCCUGCUGCCUGAUCUGACCACGACCUGUUUAUUGGACACUGUUUUUGUCUGCCGAUUCCUUAUUUCACUGACUGGUAUAUUAUUUAAUAUUUUCAUCAACCACCUGUUUGGUUUAAACAUAAAACCUUAUUUUCCUUCA